AUGGCUGGGACGAGUAACUUUACCAAGAGGGAAAUUUUUUAUGGAGGUGUGGAAGAUGAUGGAGAUCAGAACUAUUCUGUUCACACAAAGGGGAGAAAGAAACUUCUUGUUUUGGGUCUUGGAGGGUUGCUUUGCCAUAGAAUCUGCUGGAAAGACACCACUGAAGUUCCAAUAGUACAUCGUAGGCCCGAUGCUGUUUAUGGAAGCUACGCUGUAUACAAGAGGCCUUAUUGUGAAGAGUUCAUGAAAUUCUGUCUUUCAAGAUUUGAGGUGGGGAUAUGGUCAUCUGCGAGAGAAUGGUACCUGAACAGCGCCUUGGACUGUAUAAUGAGUGGAUUGAGAAGCAAGAUAUUAUUUGCUUGGGAUCAAAAUGAAUGUACUAAUACUGGAGUCAGUUGCUUGGAGAAGAAAGCAAAACCGAUAUUUUUGAAGGAAUUGAAGAAAGUGUGGGAUAGAAAUUGGUCUAGCUCCCUGCAGCACAGGGAUGAAUAUUCUGCAUCAAACACUUUGCUAAUUGAUGAUGAGCCCUACAAAGCCCUGCUGAAUCCUCCUCACACAGCCAUUUUUCCUUCUGAAUACAAGGCGUACCAAGUUAAUGAUAAUUCUUUAGGUCCAAAUGGCGAGCUGUGGCGCUACAUGGAUGGUCUGGCAGCGGCAGAUGAUGUCCCUUCAUAUGUUAAGGCACAUCCUUUUGGGCAGCCUGCAAUAACGCCAAUGCACUCAGAUUGGGAUUACUACUCCAAGAUUAUGGUCAAUAUUCAAUGGAAAAAGUAGAAUAGUUUUUGGUAUUUGUUUGGUCUAAAUUUGGUAUAUAUUAUUCU
Messenger RNA from Theobroma umbraticum, 821 nucleotides. RefSeq lists its product as uncharacterized. The record is from RefSeq and is a predicted model, not a curated record. Lineage: Eukaryota; Viridiplantae; Streptophyta; Magnoliopsida; Malvales; Malvaceae.